GCUAAAAUAUAGUACUAAGAUCUUCCUGAAGUAUUGGAUUUCAGUUUCUACACUAAGACAUUUCUGGUAUACUUAACAUAUUUUAAUAUCUGCAGUUAACAUGGAAUUUGACACACCAGUUAACUUCUUACCUCUUAAUUUUGGGAAACAUCAGUCAACUGUACUUAUUACAGCUAUAGUUGUCUGCAUUUCCCAGAGUUUGGAAAUUAAAUUAGUGGUCACAUCUAAAUGAUAUGAAUCUAGGUUUUGUAUCAAAUAUUUAACCUCCCCCUUUCCUAGGAUUUCUGUACCACAUUUUGAUACCUUAAAUCUCAUAUAAUUUAAUGAAUUUGUUUUACAAUGGCUGUGCUAGUAGAGACAUUGUUUGGAAGUCAAGGAAAAGGAGGAAGUGUAGGAAAUGAAGAAUGUAUGUAUUCAUUUUUAACUAUUAAAACGUACUAGCUUUAAUAUUUUCUGUUACAAUGAGUGGAUUAUAACUCAUGUUUUUGCUGCUGCCAUGAGUUAUUUGUUCCACGGGUUACGGCUUACAGGGAAACAGUAUUGGAAAAGAGAAGCCUCAGUUUUGAAAACUUUUCUAUUGCUUGGGUGUGGGCCAGGUCACAUGGAUUGGGUGUGGGAAGUUUCAGUGUUACAGAACAGACCAGGAAGCUCACUGAAAAUUAUCCCGGAGCUGUGUCAACAAACUUUGAAAAGAGAACACAGAAUUUUUAUUCAAAAUGGAUUGGUUAAACAUCUUUAAAGAUUUUUUCAGCAUUGGAAAAGUGAAAAGAAAACCCAGUGUUCCAGAUACGGCAUCUCCUGCUGAUGAUAGCUUUGUUGAUCCAGGAGAACGUCUCUAUGACCUCAACAUGCCUGCUUUUGUGAAGUUUAACUACAUGGCUGAGAGAGAGGAUGAAUUGUCAUUGAUAAAAGGGACCAAGGUGAUCGUCAUGGAGAAAUGCAGUGACGGAUGGUGGCGUGGCAGCUACAAUGGACAAAUUGGAUGGUUCCCUUCAAACUAUGUAACUGAAGAAGGUGACAGUCCUUUGGGUGACCAUGUAGGUUCUCUGUCAGAGAAGUUAGCAGCAGUUGUCAAUAACCUAAAUACGGGUCAAGUAUUGCACGUUGUACAGGCUCUUUACCCGUUCAGCUCAUCCAAUGAUGAAGAACUCAAUUUUGAGAAAGGUGAUGUAAUGGAUGUUAUUGAAAAGCCGGAAAAUGACCCAGAAUGGUGGAAAUGCAGGAAAAUCAAUGGCAUGGUUGGCCUGGUGCCAAAAAACUAUGUUACCGUCAUGCAGAAUAAUCCGCUAACCUCAGGUUUGGAACCGUCGCCUCCACAGUGUGACUACAUUAGGCCUUCACUCACGGGGAAGUUUGCUGGCAAUCCUUGGUAUUAUGGCAAAGUCACCAGGCACCAGGCAGAGAUGGCAUUGAAUGAAAGAGGGCAUGAAGGAGACUUCCUCAUUCGCGACAGUGAGUCUUCGCCAAAUGAUUUCUCAGUAUCACUAAAAGCACAAGGGAAAAACAAGCAUUUUAAAGUCCAGCUGAAAGAGACUGUCUACUGCAUUGGGCAGCGGAAAUUCAGCACCAUGGAGGAACUUGUAGAACAUUACAAAAAGGCACCGAUCUUUACAAGUGAACAAGGAGAGAAAUUGUAUCUCGUCAAGCAUUUGUCUUGAUACUGCUCGUCAGCAAUGACUGCUACACACUUUAACUCAUCACGCAGCAGAAGACCGAGAAAGUGUUGGGCCAGUUGUACUUGCUGGGAAAGUGCUGUUUCUAACUGUAUGAGAACUGACUGUACAAUACAUGAGUAUUUUGUUAUGACUCAGCCCAUACAUAUAUACUGCAUAGGCAGUGCAUCUCGUGUAGAAGAGGUCUUUAUUCUUGUCUUCUGUCUUACUGUUUUCUUUGCUGUUUUUCUCUUUCCUUCCAACAAUUAAGGUUUUGUAUUCUGAAAACAAAUAAUUUGGUUCAAAAUCUUUAUAUGGAAGAAUCCUUUUAUUGCUGUUUCUUUAUUUCCUCGUAAAGCUAUCCUGUUUCCCCACAGUCCCUCUUCAUAUAAAAUUAUAUCUAUAUGGCAUAUGAUAAAGGACAUUUCUUGUAAAGUGUUAAUCUUUUCUGUGACAAAAUAGCAAUAAUAAACAGAAAAUAAGACAUUA
Molecule: messenger RNA, 2141 nt
Organism: Rattus rattus (black rat)
Lineage: Eukaryota; Metazoa; Chordata; Mammalia; Rodentia; Muridae
Gene: Nck1
Product: NCK adaptor protein 1
Exons: 3
Coding region: 717-1658 (313 amino acids)
Biological process (GO): positive regulation of endoplasmic reticulum stress-induced intrinsic apoptotic signaling pathway; negative regulation of endoplasmic reticulum stress-induced eIF2 alpha phosphorylation; negative regulation of PERK-mediated unfolded protein response
Molecular function (GO): ephrin receptor binding
Source: RefSeq, a predicted model, not a curated record